This is a messenger RNA of Penicillium crustosum, 3543 nucleotides long. Its product is annotated as OSBP family protein. Lineage: Eukaryota; Fungi; Ascomycota; Eurotiomycetes; Eurotiales; Aspergillaceae. Gene Ontology annotation, molecular function: protein binding; sterol binding. The transcript has 7 exons. The record is from RefSeq and is a predicted model, not a curated record. The coding region runs from base 1 to 3543 and encodes 1180 amino acids. Gene Ontology annotation, cellular component: cytosol; membrane; intracellular membrane-bounded organelle. Gene Ontology annotation, biological process: maintenance of cell polarity; endocytosis; piecemeal microautophagy of the nucleus.
AUGUCUGAUAAACCCGAAGGGCACAAACACAGGCGCUCUCGAAGCUCAAUAGCACUUGCCCUCCUCCAUCGUGACAAGUCCAGGGGCGAAGACAAAGACCCCGAUGAUAGCGGAGACACCAACUCGGUCGCCUCCGCCUCCUCAAGCCCCAGCUCGUUGAAACACACCCGCAGCAGCAGCCGCCACAGCCGUCGCAAACAAGGCCAAGACUUGAGUCCGCCACCGGCCAUUCAAGAAUCCGCCGAGGACAUGGACCCAGUGGAAGACUUGCCUUCCUUGAACCAAAUGGAGGCCGGCAGCAUGUCACUCGAGCAGUCCGUUCGCACCUUUCGUCUCUUCGAGAUCUUGCGCAGCGGUGAUACCACCGCCAUCUCCAAGGCCAUUAAGGAUACUACCGACCCGCAGGGCGUGAGUGCUCUCAACGGCACGACCGUCCUCCAUUUGGCUCUGCAGUGUGCCGAACCCCAAGUCGUGGAAUAUGUGCUGUCCACCGCGGAGGACCUGGAUAUCAACUCGCGAGAUCGGGAUGGAAACACGCCACUUCACAUUGCCGCCCAACUGGGCCGGGCCCCGCUCGUUCGCGAAUUGUUGAACCGUCCAUCUAUCAACGAUUCUAUUGUCAACUAUCGGGGUCAGACGGCUCUCGAUUUGGCCCGUACCCCUGAAAUCUUCCAGCAACUGCAACUUGCGCGGUCUCUCUUCAUUGAUAGCAAGAACCAGGAAAUCCAGGCUUUGAUUGGAAAAUCUGAUUAUAAGGGCUUGGAAGCUUUACUCGAGGAACCUCGAGUGGAGGGUAUCAUGGAUGUGAACAGCUACGAUCUGGUUACCGACCUGACGACAGCCCAUUCCGGUGGCACGCUUCUGCACGAGGGUGCUAGAAAUAAAGAUGCGCAGCUCAUCGAAAUCCUUCUGACACAUGGCGCGGAUCCUUUCCGUCGUGAUAAGAAGGGGAAGCUACCGCAGGAUGUUACCAAAGAUGAUAAAACCCGCGCUCUCUUGAAGAGAUCACCCGCUGCUGUUAUUGCUCAGCGCGGUAUCCAGGAAAGGGCUAUUCUCGGAAAUAGUAAUGCCCAAGGCCUUGCCGGUCGCGUUUCGGUUGGCGAUGCACCGCUUGCAGGUAAGGACGCCCGCGAGAUGAGAGGCUAUCUCAAGAAAUGGACGAAUUACACAACGGGGUACAAGUUGCGCUGGUUCGUUCUGGAGGAUGGAGUCUUGAGUUAUUAUAAGCAUCAGGAUGAUGCAGGCUCUGCCUGUCGCGGUGCGAUCAACAUGAAGAUUGCUAGACUUAACAUGGAUGCGCAGGACAAGACGCGCUUUGAAAUUCACGGGAAGUCAUCGGUCAAAUACCACCUCAAGGCCAACCAUGUUGUAGAGGCAAAACGCUGGUUCUGGUCUCUCAACAAUGCUAUCCAGUGGGCUAAGGAUGAGGCGAAGGAGGAGGAGCGUCAGCGGUCGAAGAAUGCGGAGGUGCUUCGCCAGGCUAAGAUCGAUCAGACAGAAGGACGCCCUACGGAUGCACCAUCGGAGUCUGGCCUUUCUCACAAGCCCAGCACAAGGGGUCUCGCUCCUCCAUCUUUGGGCGGUGGUAGCAGCACUGAUGGAGAGGGCGAGGAUGAAGAAUUCAUCGACUAUGGUUCAAGCCACGAGAAUGAGAUGCCAGCCGCUGAUAAGGAUGCUCUCAAUAUCACCGCACAAUCUGCGAAGCUUCAGUUGGAUCUUCUUGCAAAUGUGGCUGCCUCGCUACAGGCCGAGAAAUCCAAAAAUCCGGAAAUGACCAUCGCGGAUCCAGCCCUGGAACAGGCCCUUGGUGCCUAUGAAGCUGCAGUCAGCAGCCUCAAGGGUCUAGUGCAGAAUCUGCUCAAGAUCUCACGGGACCGAGACUCUUAUUGGCAGUCUCGUCUCAGUAGAGAGGAGGCCAUUCGUCAGAUGUGGGAAGAAAGCAUGGCACGUGUGGCCCGCGAGCAUGAGGAGCUGCAAUCCAAGAUGGGCGAGUCUGAAGAGAAGCGGAAGCGGACCAAGCGAGCUCUGAAGGAAGCCCUGGAGAGCGCAACAGGCAGUAGCCGUUCUAUCGCCGGUGGGACUCCCCAUUUGACAACAGACAACCAGAAUCUUGAGGACAGCCAAACUGAAGCUGGCGUCACCGAGGCGAUAAAUGAGGGAGCUCAGCCUGCACAGAAACUAUCCACGAUACCCGCACUCAGUCGCAACCCAUCGACCUACUCCAAGCUCAGUAGUCUCUGUGGUUCAGAGUCGGACGGAGAAGAAUUCUUCGAUGCUAUUGAUGCUGGUGAAAUCGAGGUGGAGGACUUGAAUGCCGAGAAGGACAAUAUAGAACAACCUAAAGAUGAGAGUGCUGAGCUUCGGGCUGUGAAGAGUACUAUCAUUGCACCCUCCUUCAAGGGCUAUGAGGAUCCCAUUAGAGAGCGACUUAAGAUGGAUGCUGAUGAUCGGCCAAAGAUCUCCUUAUGGAGCAUCCUGAAAUCUAUGAUUGGAAAGGACAUGACGAAGAUGACACUCCCGGUAUCCUUCAACGAACCAACUUCACUGCUUCAGCGAGUAGCUGAGGAUCUUGAAUAUACUGACCUCCUUGAUAUCGCUGCCGGUCGGACCGAUUCAAUGGAACGCCUGGUAUACGUCGCCUCGUACGCUGCAAGUGAAUAUGCCUCGACCAUUGGCCGUGUCGCAAAGCCCUUCAACCCUCUUCUAGGUGAAACCUUCGAGUAUGUGCGUCCGGACAAGGGCUAUCGAUUCUUUGUGGAGCAAGUCAGCCACCACCCACCGAUUGGAGCUGCGUGGGCCGAGUCGCCCAAAUGGGACUACUGGGGUGAAUCCUCCCUCAAGUCCAAGUUCUACGGCAAAUCCUUCGACAUUAACCUACUGGGCACAUGGUUCCUGAAGCUGCGACCUUCCACCGGCGGAGAAGAACUUUACACAUGGAAGAAGGUGACCUCGUCGGUCAUCGGCAUCAUCACCGGUAACCCCACAGUGGACAACUACGGUCUGAUGGAAAUCAAGAACUGGACCACCGGCGAAGUUUGCUACCUUGACUUCAAGCCCCCGAAGGCUCCCCCAAGUGGAGCAUUGGUGGUCGCUGGAACGAUAAGAUCUACGCUCGCCACACCCCCCGGCUUUGAGGCGCCUGUCUCCGGCCAGGAUCCCGAGUCUGCCAAGACCUUUUUGGUCUGGCAGGCUCAUGCUCGUCCUACUGGUAUACCUUUCAACCUGACUCCAUUCGUCAUCACGCUCAAUGCUCUCCCCGAGUCCCUGAAGGAGUGGCUCCCUCCUACCGAUACCAGGCGGCGACCCGACCAGCGUGCUAUGGAAGAUGGCGAAUAUGAUUUGGCUGCUGAUGAGAAGCACCGUGUGGAAGAGAAGCAGCGUGCCAAGCGCAGAGAACGCGAAACCAACGGCGAGGUCUACGCGCCGCAAUGGUUCACCCGUGACAAGUGUCCUAUUACCGGGGAGGAAUUCUGGGCUCAUAAUGGAAAAUACUGGGAGUCCAGAGAUGCGCAGGAUUGGAGUCGAUCCGAGGAUAUCUUCUGA